GCAGUAUUCACGGAAAAGCUUGAAAUCAUGGAUCCAAACGAAUUACCAGCUAUUCCUAUCUAUCGAGUUACCAAUACGCUUGGGAAUAUUAUCGACGAGUCUCAGGAUCCAAAAUUUGACAAAGAAACUUCUCUGAAAAUGUAUCAUGAUAUGACGCAGCUUAACGUUAUGGAUCGCAUUUUGUACGACUCGCAGCGUCAAGGACGUAUCUCAUUUUACAUGACUAACUUCGGUGAAGAGGGAACACAUAUUGGCUCUGCUGCAGCAGUUCUGGACAGUGAUCUGGUUUAUGGACAGUAUCGUGAAGUUGGCGUAUUGAUGUGGAGGAAUUUCCCUCUGGAAAACAUCAUGAAUCAGUGUUACGGCAAUUGGAAAGAUAAAGGGAAAGGGCGGCAAAUGCCACUGCAUUACGGCUCAGUUCAGCAUAACUUUGCUGUCGGGUCUGCAUAUGCAUUCAAACAGAUACCUAACAAUGGCCGCAUUGUCGUUGUUUAUUUUGGUGAUGGAGCGGCAUCAGAAGGUGAUGCACAUGCUGCUUUCAAUUUCGCAGGAACUUUGAAGUGCCCUAUCAUCUUUUUCUGUCGAAACAAUGGUUAUGCUAUCAGUACACCUACUUCGGAGCAGUAUGGCGGCGACGGUAUUGCAGGGAAAGGAGCUGGCUAUGGAUUGCAUACGAUCCGUGUUGAUGGAAAUGAUGUGUUUGCCGUCUACAAUGCUACAAAAGCUGCUCGGAAGCUUGCAGUCGAAAAUAAGCCAGUUCUUAUUGAGGCUAUGACUUAUAGACUAGGUCACCACUCCACCAGUGACGACUCGUCUUUCUACCGGUAUGUUUUACAUGACAGUUUCUGA
This is a messenger RNA of Angiostrongylus costaricensis, 849 nucleotides long. Lineage: Eukaryota; Metazoa; Nematoda; Chromadorea; Rhabditida; Metastrongylidae. The record is from the annotation of a GenBank genome assembly.